AUGGGUGGAAGGCAGACUGACUUUUGUUCAUUCCCAGAUAAUUCCUUAGAUUAUCGGAUGAUGCUCAGGUUCCGGCCAAUAGCCCCAAAGCCGAUCGACGGUCAAGCCAACUCGACCCACUUGCUGCCCGAAAAAACAGACGGCAAAAGUGUUGGAAGAGUACUUAAAAAGAAGAAAUAUGCAGGAAAUAGAAAAAAUAGUCAACUUCGUAAUCCCAAGAGAGAGAGGCGCAAUAGAAAAUCGCCUGUUGAACCGUCAUCAUUAACCAGCGAGCAGGGUUCCAGUUCGAGGGACGAUAGUUUGGUGACGCUUCAGCUGCUACCGAAAAGAUCAGAUGAUGAUAAGGAGCAGGACUUGAAGAGUACUGGCCAAGUUUGGUGCUCUAAUGCUGAGGAUUAUCCCAGAAAUCCCGACCUUAGAUGUCUUAGUCAAUCGAGUUCUAACGAUUUUGUUGGUUAUGAGAAGCCGGUCGCUAUGAUUGAAUCGAGGGUUAUCGUGGAAAGAGUACUGACAAAGGCAUGCAUGGAGUUGGAUGGAUUAGGGUUAGGGUUUUCGGACGUGGACAAGAUCAAUAAAAUCUGCGCAGAUCCCUGUCCAGGAUUUGUAUCGGAUUUUUCAGGGAAGGUGCAAUGGGUGAACGAGGCGUUUAAGAAGCUGGUGAUAAGUGAUCAAGAACAUAAAAAACAUCAUCAUCAGGCAACGGAGUUGGGAGUAGAGUUGGUGGUAAAACAAGAGUACUUGCCAUAUUGGGAUCCUUCGUUUGCGUGCACGGUGAGAUUUGAGUACGUUUGGGAUGGCCACAAGUGUUCAAGGGUCAUUCCCUGCGACGUAUGGAGGAUGGACUUCGGUGGCUUUGCAUGGAAACUAGACAUCAACGCUUCACUCAGUUUGGGCCUUCAAACUUAUGCGGGUUACUGA
Messenger RNA from Coffea eugenioides, 918 nucleotides. RefSeq lists its product as uncharacterized. Lineage: Eukaryota; Viridiplantae; Streptophyta; Magnoliopsida; Gentianales; Rubiaceae. The transcript has a single exon. Bases 1 to 918 code for a protein of 305 amino acids. The record is from RefSeq and is a predicted model, not a curated record.